GUCCAGACAGCAUUGCUUGUCGUCACGACGGUAGUACCUCUCCAAAGUUUAUGUCAAUAAUGGCGACUUCUCCACUCACGCUGUUGCUGAGGCGAAAUAUAGGAAAACAUUUCGUUCGGAAAAAAGUGCGACCUUUACUAAGCAACUUCAGGGAAAGCAGCCAAGUAGGAGACCAUAGCUGCCCCUGUUACUUCUACUGUACCCAAGUGUUAUUCAGGAAUGAUGUAACUGUCAAGUACUCUGACGGCCUUCCAGUCCUCUCAGUGCCUUUACCGUCUCGUAGGGAGACCUGUGAAUUCACCCUCAAGCCCAUCACCCACACAGUGGGGGAUUUCCUGCGCUUCCUCCGAGAAGAGGAUGGAGGCAUUGACAGAGCCUCAAUAUACACACAAGAUGGCAGUCGAGUGGCGAGGUCUACCACUAUUGAUAUAUUGUUACGCUCGGACUUCAAGCUGCUCAUCAACGAGGAGCAGUUUACAGUCAGCCCACCAGAAACACGCCCCAUGGUGAGUGAGGAUGCUGUGAUGUUGUCGGAUGUGAAAGCAUUGAUAUCGACGCUGUUCUCCACCCUGAAUGUGGAGCAGUAUCAGCUGGAGCGUGAGAAGGAGCUACAGCAAAAACUGGAGGACCUCAAAGUGCAGCUGGCACCUCUAGAACGGGUUAAACAUGAACUGGCUAUGAAGUCGAAUGGCUACACGUCAAAGCUGACAUGGCUGGGUCUGGGGUUGAUGGGGCUUCAGUUCGGUAUCCUUGCCCGACUUACUUGGUGGGAAUAUUCCUGGGACAUCAUGGAGCCGGUGACCUACUUCGUCACAUACGGAACCACCAUGGCCAUGUAUGCUUACUUUGUCGUCACAAAACAGGACUACAAUUUUCCAGAAGUAAGAGAUCGCCAAUUCUUGUUGAAAUUCUACAAGCAAGCCAAGAAACAAAAUCUGGAUGUUCAGAAGUACAACGAACUGCGUGACGCUGUCUCGCAAGUUGAACACGACCUCCGUCGCCUUCGUGACCCCCUGCAGCUACACCUACCGAUCACAGAACUAGAGAAAAUCAAGUUCAAACAGGACUCAGCAUAAGCACGGGCACAGAUGUUGCUAUAGUAUAGUGCACUGCAGAGAGUAGUUGGAGUCAGGGAUGUCCAUACCAGGGAGGUGGGACAUAUCUGUCAUAUUCACCGGAAUAUUGGGGAAUAUAGAAACUGUUAUACCAUGAGAACAAAAGACGUUAUCUGAAAGGGUUUACUGACUCUGUCCCGGGGCCCAGUUCCAUGAAGUGAUCUUAGUGCUUUGUCUUACUUAACUUGUUGUUUAAGGAUGGGUUACCUCAGUAGUAAAGGAUGCUAGCUGCAAGGUGCCAUUGACAAGGUUGACUCAUCUGUAUCUAUGUGCAGCAUUUGGAAGUGUGUUGGCCUAAGACUGAUUUGUGGAACAGGUACCUGUGGCCCAGUCCUAUAAUGACUAGAGCUCAUUAUUCCCUCUGUUGGGAAAUGAAAGUUGUUUUGGAUGUUGAAAGAAGACUAGUUUGAGCAAUAAAAUUUAACAGUGGAUGGUACUCAUGGCAAUAGUUAUGGCACUAUGGUAGGUUUGAGAAACAGGCCCCUACUCCUCUAUAAGUGAACUCAUAAGAUUGGCCAUACAUGUAGUUGAGGGUGAAACUAGACA
Molecule: messenger RNA, 1661 nt
Organism: Haliotis rubra (blacklip abalone)
Lineage: Eukaryota; Metazoa; Mollusca; Gastropoda; Lepetellida; Haliotidae
Product: calcium uniporter protein, mitochondrial-like
Exons: 7
Coding region: 51-1076 (341 amino acids)
Biological process (GO): mitochondrial calcium ion homeostasis; calcium import into the mitochondrion
Cellular component (GO): mitochondrial inner membrane; uniplex complex
Molecular function (GO): uniporter activity; calcium channel activity
Source: RefSeq, a predicted model, not a curated record